AUGCCGAAGGCGCCUGCAGCCUGUGCAGGAGACUCGGAGUCGAAUGUUGGGGAUAUGGUCAACCCCUUCCUUCCUGGACCAAAGUCAAUAUACUCCAUUGCUUUUUCUUGGCGCCUUUGGACUGACGAUGGUUUGUUUGCAUGGCUCGGCGUUCAGGACCCGCAGACACUGCAAAACUACAAGAAGCAGCUGCAGACAGCUGUUGUAUUAAAUCGCCAACGGAUCUUUUAUGAAUCUCAGGGUCACAACGCGGGGUCGCUCAGCACCUAUGGCCAAGGAGAGCAAGCGUUCUCGGUGUUCUCUGUCGCCAACACGAGUUUCCCGGAGGACUUGAACGAUCUCGACGUAGAUACCCAGAGCCUCUCAGAUCUCAUGAACUCAGUGGGAGCCGUCGAUGCCUCCUCCUCACCAACUACCCAUUACUCACCGAUGCCGCAAAACCUGCAUUUUACACACGCACCCGCGGAUACGUACGGGUUUUAUAAUGGACAAGGCCACCCAAACUCAUAA
Molecule: messenger RNA, 510 nt
Organism: Cantharellus anzutake
Lineage: Eukaryota; Fungi; Basidiomycota; Agaricomycetes; Cantharellales; Hydnaceae
Exons: 2
Coding region: 1-510 (169 amino acids)
Source: RefSeq, a predicted model, not a curated record